AUGCACCGGGGAGUAGGUCCGGCCUUUCGGGUGGUGAGGAAGAUGGCGGCCUCUGGGGCGGAGCCGCAGGUCCUGGUACAAUACUUGGUGUUACGAAAGGAUCUAUCACAAGCUCCGUUCUCCUGGCCGGCGGGCGCACUGGUGGCGCAGGCUUGUCACGCGGCCACCGCGGCCUUGCACACUCACCGCGACCACCCGCACACCACCGCUUACCUCCAAGAGCUGGGGCGCAUGCGCAAAGUGGUCCUUGAGGCCCCAAAUGAGACCACCCUAAAGGAGCUGGCCGAGACCCUGCAACAGAAGAACAUUGACCACAUGCUGUGGCUUGAGCAACCAGAGAAUAUCGCCACUUGCAUUGCUCUCCGGCCCUACCCCAAGGAAGAAGUGGGCCAGUAUUUGAAGAAGUUCCGAUUGUUCAAAUGACUGCUGCUUUGAUGUGUUUGAAUACCAGC
This is a messenger RNA of Macaca mulatta (Rhesus monkey), 452 nucleotides long. It is a transcript of the gene PTRHD1, whose product is annotated as peptidyl-tRNA hydrolase domain containing 1. NCBI's taxonomy places the organism in Eukaryota, Metazoa, Chordata, Mammalia, Primates, Cercopithecidae. The record is from RefSeq and is marked provisional. Gene Ontology annotation, molecular function: peptidyl-tRNA hydrolase activity.